AUGGCAGCGGUGUCCCAGCUGAGCUCCAUUGUGGAGAGUGGCAAGCAUGCAUGCUAUGGCAUCGAAUGGCAGCUUGCCGAUGGCAUUCUAGUGGCCAAAGAGGUCUACAACCCUUCUUGGCGCAUCGAGUAUGCAGCCCGGGCUGGUCUCAAGCGCCUCUUCACCACCGACUCUAAGAGCUAUACUUUCCAGUCUGGUGAGGGCCUCGUCGGUCAAGUCUUCCAGCAACAGAAGGCUACCUUCGUGCCGGACCUCCA
Messenger RNA from Symbiodinium necroappetens, 257 nucleotides. The record is from the annotation of a GenBank genome assembly. Lineage: Eukaryota; Dinophyceae; Suessiales; Symbiodiniaceae.